AUGCCAUCUGACAAAGAUGCUUCAGAACCCAGUCAGGUUGGUUUUGAUGCACCUUCAGGUGCGUCUGGAGAUGGAGCAGUUUUCUCAGCUGAGUUUGAUGCUUCGGCUGAAAUUCAGACCCUGAUUGACAAUUCUACGUCAAAAGCCAUGACUAAAACCAUAAUGUCGGCUAUGGGAGUAAUGUCUGACUCCCUCUCACAGACAUUUGCACAAACCUGGAUUCAGGCACAGAGAUCGGUUCAGCUGACUACUACCCAGGCUUUACCUUUAACGACUCCUGUGCAUCCUCAUUAUGGCCACAAAACCCUUGCUAAGGUUAAGCAUUUCUCAAUAUUACAGAUGGGCAGCUUUACACCUGUCACAGAUGGUGCGAUUAAUGUACCACUGCGCAAAAGAGCCACAAGUCGGGAAAAAUCGGCUAGACUAUGGAAGAGGGCAAAAGCCCAAUUAGUCAGAUCUCAGCAAUAUUGA
Messenger RNA from Pelobates cultripes (western spadefoot toad), 471 nucleotides. The record is from the annotation of a GenBank genome assembly. NCBI's taxonomy places the organism in Eukaryota, Metazoa, Chordata, Amphibia, Anura, Pelobatidae.